Messenger RNA from Aspergillus piperis CBS 112811, 286 nucleotides. RefSeq lists its product as uncharacterized. The transcript is spliced from 5 exons. The coding region runs from base 39 to 230 and encodes 63 amino acids. The record is from RefSeq and is a predicted model, not a curated record. Lineage: Eukaryota; Fungi; Ascomycota; Eurotiomycetes; Eurotiales; Aspergillaceae.
GAACUGUGACAGCGUCACAUCAAGCUGGUUCAUUCACCAUGUCAUCUUCUAGACACUCCGACACAACUGGCCUUGGUUGGGUGGAUGGGACGGGCCUGGGACACCCACUACACAGCAACCAACACACACCCAAACUCGACUGGCCUAGGUUGGGUGGAUGGGACGGGCCUGGGAAACCUCGACACACGACUAGACACAGUAGACCGAACACCCAAACGCGACUGGCCUAGGUUGGGUGGCUGGGAUGGGCCAGGGUAGCGACACUCAACUAGACACAGUAGACCUG